AUGUAAAUGCCAUCAAAUUGUGAAAAUCUUCUUGGACUUCCAUUAGAAUAAGCAGAUAAAUUGCCAAACUGUUAAAUUCAUAAGCAAUUCAAAACAAUAUUUAUUUGCGAACAUAAUUGUACUGAAAGAAUUCUAUACUGCAGGGAAUGUUCUACUAUAAUAAAUCCAGGAUCUAAUAUUAAUAUCCAUAAUCAUGCCCCAAUAUACAUUGCUGAUGCAUGCUCAAAAAUUGCUUAACAAUCUUAAUCAAGUUAAGAAGAAGCAGAAGAUCUAUUUGAAAAAGCUACCGAUUUCAUACACAAAUAUAAAAUUGUACUUGAAUACUUAGAUUAAAAACUAAGAGGAAAUGGAGAUGAUUACUUGAUUAAUCCUCAAAGUUAAAAUAAGUCAAUGAUGUUUGAUUUCUAUGAGCUUACUAAAUUGGUGGAAAUAAUUAAGCAGACUAAUGAUUACCUUGAGAGGAAAGCAGUCGACCUUAAAGUCAUUGAUGUAUUUAAUAAAAAGAAUCAAGUGGAUGGUUAUAUAGAAUAACUUAAAAGAUAUGAAUAUUUAGGAAAAGUCACCUUUUAAGAAGUUUGGUAGAAAUACCAUUCAAUUUUCUUUCAAGAUGAGUAACUAAAUCUUAGUGAUGAUCAGUUAGACCUAGAUAAUUUUAAACUUCUGACUUACAUUAGACAUAAGAUUUCGGCUUAAAAGAAUGAGUUUUUAGAGGAAAGAGUCAAAACACUGGAAAAAAUGCUAAAAACUAAAUUUGACCAAUUAAAUUAGAUAUUGGAGAAUCAGCUAGGAGCUGACAAGAUAAAUUGA
Molecule: messenger RNA, 807 nt
Organism: Stylonychia lemnae
Lineage: Eukaryota; Ciliophora; Spirotrichea; Sporadotrichida; Oxytrichidae
Source: the annotation of a GenBank genome assembly